ACCACAACUCCAAAGCACGAUAACCAUGAAGUACAUCAUUGAGAAUUUGGAGCCGAAACUGCCUGAAUGGUCGCAGCUGGAAUAUGCCCAUGUCCUGACUCACGUUGAACCAUCACGAGUUUACUUCACCAACAUGGCCGAUCAUUCCCCGGCCAACCUCUCCGCCGCACAUGUCCUGAAGGAGAGCGCCUUCUCAAUGUCGGAACUCCUCGCCAACAAGCAACGUGUAUGUCUCCUGGACGAACUCGCCGAGGAGGAGCUGUCACCGGAAGAUGCUGAAAGAUUUGACUGGAUCAUCUGUGGUGGGAUCCUCGGAGAUGAGGACACGGAGGACUAUGUUGCACAAGACAGGAACAAGGGGAGCGACGAGCUACAGAAGCAUGGAUUUCCUCUGCGACGGAUAGGGAAGCCCCAGAUGACUACGGACACGGCGGUGAUCAGUGCGAAGAGGAUUUUGGAGGACCGCAAGAGGUACGAAGAGUUGAAGUUUGCGGAUAACCCGACGGUGAAGAUUUCUGCUAUGGAAUCAACGGACAUCCCGUUCCGUUACUUGGCGACGGAGGACGGAACCCCACUGAUGGCUCCAGGGAUGGUUGGGCUGCUGAAAAAGCAAAUGGAAGAGGACGACGACUUCUUUUGAGGAAUG
This is a messenger RNA of Saitoella complicata NRRL Y-17804, 646 nucleotides long. Its product is annotated as DUF431-domain-containing protein. NCBI's taxonomy places the organism in Eukaryota, Fungi, Ascomycota, Saitoellomycetes, Saitoellales, Saitoellaceae. Bases 26 to 640 code for a protein of 204 amino acids. The transcript is spliced from 2 exons. The record is from RefSeq and is a predicted model, not a curated record. Gene Ontology annotation, molecular function: protein-arginine omega-N monomethyltransferase activity. Gene Ontology annotation, biological process: peptidyl-arginine methylation.